Molecule: messenger RNA, 1905 nt
Organism: Salvia splendens (bonfire salvia)
Lineage: Eukaryota; Viridiplantae; Streptophyta; Magnoliopsida; Lamiales; Lamiaceae
Product: probable mitochondrial-processing peptidase subunit beta, mitochondrial
Exons: 9
Coding region: 110-1690 (526 amino acids)
Biological process (GO): proteolysis
Cellular component (GO): mitochondrion
Molecular function (GO): metalloendopeptidase activity; metal ion binding
Source: RefSeq, a predicted model, not a curated record
UUCGUUUGUUUAUUACCCUGACCUUACUCUUCUCUACCACCAAACCCUAAUCACAUUGAAUACAAAUUUCACCACCGCCACCACCACCGCUACCGCCUCAGCCGCGGCCAUGACGAUCCGCCAGCUAAUAAACCUUGGUCUCCGUAAUCGGAGACCAAUCCGCCCAUUCACCGCCGCUCGAUCUCACUCCACUGCCGUCGCCACCUCCGCCGAUGCACCCCUUCCAUCUCCUCCGCCACCAACCGCCAUGAUCUACGACCGAUUGGCGUUAGCUGUGCAGGAGAAGCUGAAAAGGCUGGAGGACCCCGAUCCUCGUUUCCUCCGCUACAACUCGCCGCAUCCGACGGUGGAUUCUCACGAUGAGAUCUUAUCCGCACCGCUCACGAAAGUCACAACCCUUCCUAAUGGCUUGCGCAUCGCAACGGAGUCGAAUCUCGCCACGACCACGGCUACCGUUGGUGUUUUCAUUGACGCCGGAUCGAGGUUCGAGAACGAAGAGUCCAACGGAACAGCGCAUUUUCUGGAGCAUAUGAUAUUUAAGGGGACGGAGAAGAGGACCGCGAGACAACUGGAGGAGGAGAUUGAGAAUAUGGGCGGCCAUUUGAAUGCUUAUACUUCAAGGGAGCAGACAACGUACUACGCCAAGGUGUUCGAUAAGGAUGUGCCCCGUGCUCUAGAUAUUUUGUCUGAUAUUCUUCAGAAUUCGAAGUUUGAUGAGAACAGAAUUAUCAGGGAGAGAGAUGUGAUUCUUCGCGAGAUGGAGGAGGUAGAAGGACAAACAGAAGAAGUUAUCUUUGAUCAUCUACAUGCCACAGCUUUCCAGUAUACUCCUCUGGGUAGGACAAUACUUGGACCUGCUGAAAAUGUGAGGAGAAUUGGCAAAAAAGAUAUACAAGAUUACAUAGCCACUCACUACACUGCUCCAAGAACGGUUCUUGUUGGUUCUGGUGCUGUGAAGCAUGAAGAAUUUGUAGAGGAAGUGAAGAAACUGUUCACAAAGUUGUCAUCAAACCCAAUAACAUCUUCCGAGCUGGUUGCUAAAGAGCCAUCAAUUUUUACGGGGUCUGAGGUUAGGAUGCGUGAUGAUGACAUCCCACUAGCCCAGUUCGCAGUUGCCUUUGAAGGAGCUUCUUGGACAGAUCCAGAUUCAAUUGCUUUAAUGGUUAUGCAGUCGAUGCUGGGCUCUUGGAAUAAAAGUGCUGGUGGUGGAAAGCAUAUGGGUUCUGAGCUUGCCCAGAGGGUUGGGAUUAAUGAAAUAGCGGAGAGCAUGAUGGCUUUCAAUACCAACUACAAAGACACUGGCUUGUUUGGUGUUUAUGCUGUUGCUAAGCCUGACUGCUUGGAUGAUUUGGCCUAUGCCAUUAUGUAUGAGUUAACCAAACUAUGUUACCGAGUAUCAGAGGCAGAUGUUAUUCGUGCUCGUAACCAGUUGAAAUCUUCUCUGCUGCUUCACAUUGACGGAAGCAGCCCGGUUGCUGAAGAUAUUGGACGUCAGAUGAUUACUUAUGGCAGGAGGAUUCCUUAUGCUGAACUAUUUGCCAGAAUAGAUGCUGUAGAUACCAGCACUAUCAAACGUGUUGCAAACCGAUUUAUAUUUGAUAGGGAUGUUGCCAUUAGUGCCGUAGGGCCUGUCCAGGGCCUGCCCGACUACAACUGGUUCAGGCGCAGGACCUACUGGCUCCGCUACUAGGUUCCUCACUUCAAACUUGGCUCUUCUAUGUGGUUCUCAUUUUUCCAUUUGCUUUGCUGUUUCCUGUAUAAUUUCUGGUUAGUCAAAAUAAUGAAAGCAGUGAUGAGGGGAUAUGUCUAUUUAUCUGCAAGAAAGAGCUCAGUGAUAUCCUUCUAGAUGAAGGCACACCGGAGCAUACAGUAGACUUUCUUUUAUCCAGCGACCGUAUUAUCUGA